CAUUUAACACUGAUGAUGAUUGUGUAAGGCAUGUGUCAAGCAUCAAUAACAAAUCAUUAUUUAUUUAUAUCCUCACAGCCUGUUUGUCUUCUGUACCACUGAAUAAUCCUAAUGAAACGAAUCAUUAAAUGCCAACAUUUAACAUCAAUACUUUUGUCCCAUAGUCCACAUUUCAAGCUUUCGGCGACACUUUAAGCAAGUUCUAAUAGCACUGAUCAAAGCCGCUAUUUGUAUAAAGAGUUACUUUAAAGAGGGAUUUCUCUCUCAGCUGAGAAGCACUGAGGAGUCUGGAGUUGAAAGGGAAAACUGUACUCAUAAGUGACACUCAUAAUACAGUCAACCAAAUCGUUUUUUCUUACAAAACUCAAAGCGAGACUUCUCGCAAUACAGUUAUCAUGGAGCAAGGAAGAAAGAGAGGAGAGGACCAAUCUAAGUUGAACGCACGGUGUAGUGUUGUGUGGGGAUGUAUGCCAAGAGUAAAGAUGGCAGGUGGACUUUGCGGGCCCACGGUGCCUCUUGGGUAUGGCAUCUACAAACAUAACUAAAAGGUGAUGUCACGUUGUAAAAAGUGAUGCCGGUUAUCUGGUCAACAGAAAGUAUUUUCAGCUCUUCAAAAUGUCUAGUAUUAGUAUUGUGUACAUGGAUUUCUGUUGACGGAGAGAUUGAGAGCGCAACAAAAGGGAGAGGCCCAAUCAAAAGUUUGCUUUCAGAUUCCUUUCUCAAAGACUUCAAUGUAGCCUAUCUGAGGGCUGGAAUGAUGUUCACUCUAGUGAGCUGAAUCAGAGGGGUACACACCCACCCCCUUUUUCCUUUCGUUUUUUUUUAUUAUUUCUGAAAAGCCUUUCAUGGGCUGAUGCAUAAUGUAUAGUUGCUUUGGGAACAGCCUCCCCAAGGAAAGGGAGGGAUGAGGGAGGGUUCCCUUGGUAACGUGGGCCAUGCAAAGCGUCUGAUGCCCAAGAGAGGCGGGUGGAAUGGAAAUGAGGGUGUACGUUGGUCAGUGAGAUUUGAUUUCAAAUAUUUGUAUCUCAUCCAAGUACUACAGAGGUGUCUGAAAAGCACUCCUAUGUACUGAUGUUAUUCGAAAUCUUUCACCUAUAAAAGCUGAAAUAAUGGCUUAUCAGCAAAAACAUGAAUAGGGCCUGUACAAUAACACAGUAUGUAUUCUAUAUUUUAUCAAUCUGGUCACAGGUUCACCUUUCGUUUGAGAGAGUUUGAAUUGGGGUCAGGGUCUACAUUUUACAUGAGAAUAAUUCCAUAAAUAGUAGUUGCUUUAUAAUGCAUAAGGCAAAACAAGACAUUCUAUUUUAGUCAUACACGUGCAAAACAAUUUGCCACAAAAAGUGAAGUGAACUUUGCCGUCAAACAAUGUGAACUACACAACUGAGUUACUUAUGGAUACUUUUUGCUGAGAUCACAAAAACCUAAAUAAUUGAUAAUGUUUUGAAAGAGGAUUGCACUAAUGCAUGUCUAUCCCGCUGGGGGACCCUCGUUGUGUAAAUGCUUCGUGUGACUGCGGUAAAACCGUGGUGAAGGGGAAAGUAUGCUAGUAUGCUCGUUGCACGGAUGAAAGAAACAGCUGCCCCACCUAGUCCCCGGCACGGGUUUCUUGGCUGCACAUCUCGACGAGAACGCACUGCGAAUACAGCGAAAUUAAUUAGGACAUCUGCUGCCAUACGUAAACACAGAAAGGACACUAGUGUGAGGUGUGGGCUGAGAGACUGUGGGACUCCUGUGUCAGGGCUUUAGGAUGGCCAGUGAAGGUGCUACUACCCUCCCCAGCCCAGUCGUACGUCAAAUUGACAAGCAGUUCCUGAUCUGCAGCAUAUGCCUGGAUCGCUACGACAACCCCAAAGUCCUCCCCUGUCUGCACACCUUCUGUGAAAGGUGUCUGCAGAACUACAUCCCGGCUCACAGUCUGACGCUGUCGUGCCCUGUGUGCCGUCAGACGUCCAUCCUGCCUGAGAAGGGCGUGUCUGCGCUGCAGAGCAACUUCUUCAUCACCAACCUGAUGGACGUCCUGCAGCGCAGCCCCGACAGCAGCAGCGACGAGAGCAGCGUGCUCGACAACAUCAGCGCCGUGGCAACCGGACAGCCCCUCUCCUGCCCCAACCAUGCAGGCAACGUAAUGGAUUUCUACUGCAGCCCGUGCGAGACGGCUAUGUGUGAGGAGUGCACGAGCGGCGAGCACGCGGAGCACCCCACCGUCCCCCUCAAGGACGUGCUGGAGCAGCACAAGGCCUCGCUGCAGGACCAGCUGGACGCCGUGAAGACCAGGCUUCCAGAGAUCGACACGGCCCUGCAGGUUCUCUCAGACAUCCUGCAGAAGUUGACCCACCAGAAAGCCUCUAUAGAGGAGGACGUUCACGCUACAUUUGACGAGCUGCAAAAGACACUGAACGUGCGCAAGAGCGUGCUUCUCAUGGAGCUGGAGGUCAACUAUGGGCUCAAACAGAAGGUGCUGCAGGCCCAGUUGGACUCGCUGCUGUCGGGGCAGGAUGGCAUCAGCAGCAGCUGCACGUUCACCCAACAGGCGCUGAGCCACGGCUCCGAGGCCGAGGUGCUGCUCGUCAAGAAGCAGAUGAGCGAGCGCCUGCGUGAGCUGGCCAAUCAGGAGCUGCCGCUGCAGCCCGAGGAGAACAACCAGCUGGACUUCCUGGUGGAGACAGAGGGCCUGAAGAAGUCCAUCCAUAACAUGGGCGCCAUCGUGACUACCAAUGCGGUCGCUGCGGAAACGGUCGCCACCGGUGAUGGCCUGCGGCAGUGUGUGGUGGGGCGACCUGCCUCCAUCACCGUGACGACCAAGGACAAGGAUGGGGAGCUGUGUCAGAUGGGCAACGCGUGCGUCACAGCAGAGCUGGCCUCUUUGGAUGGAGGCUUAGCCGACAGUGGGGAGGUGGUGGACCACAAGAACGGCACUUAUGAGUUCCUGUACACGGCGCCGCACGAGGGCCGCUACACACUCUCGCUGCGCCUCUACGACCAGCACAUCAAGGGCAGCCCCUUCACCACCCGCGCCACCAAGUCCACCGACCUCCUGCUCAAUGCGGUGGACGGCACUAAGAAGCGGCUGAAGUCGCCGGGCAGCGGGCACGUGAAGCAGCGUGCCAUCAAACGCCCCGCCAGCAUGUACAGCACGGGCAAGAGGAAAGAGAACCCCAUUGAGGAUGACCUCAUGUUCCGCAUCGGCACAAAGGGAAGAAAUAAAGGUGAAUUCACCAACCUGCAGGGAGUGGCAGCAUCCUCACUGGGCAAAGUCUUAAUAGCAGACAGCAACAAUCAGUGUGUUCAGAUAUUUUCAAAUGAUGGACAGUUUAAAAGUCGUUUUGGAGUUCGAGGGCGGUCACCAGGGCAACUGCAGCGACCCACAGGUGUUGCAGUUCACCCAAACGGUGAUAUCAUCAUUGCUGACUAUGACAACAAGUGGGUCAGCAUCUUCUCAAGUGAGGGGAAAUUCAAGGUGAAAAUUGGCUCAGGAAAGCUGAUGGGACCUAAGGGUGUGUCUGUGGACCGCAACGGCCACAUCAUCGUCGUGGACAACAAGGCCUGCUGUGUUUUCAUCUUCCAGACUAACGGCAAACUGGUCACCAAGUUUGGAACCCGUGGCAAUGGAGACAAACAGUUUGCAGGCCCUCAUUUUGCUGCAGUGAAUCAGAACAAUGAAAUCAUUGUAACUGACUUCCACAACCAUUCUGUAAAGGUCUUUAAUCCAGAGGGAGAGUUUCGGUUGAAGUUCGGGUCCAACGGUGAGGGAAAUGGCCAGUUCAAUGCCCCUACAGGGGUGGCAGUGGACAUCAAUGGCAACAUCAUAGUGGCAGACUGGGGCAACAGCCGGAUACAGGUGUUUGAUGGCAGCGGCUCCUUCCUCUCCUACAUCAACACGUCGGCGGACCCUCUGUACGGCCCUCAGGGUCUGGCCCUUACGUCUGACGGCCAUGUUGUGGUGGCAGACUCUGGGAAUCAUUGUUUCAAAGUGUACCGCUACCUGCAGUGACGGAUCCCCUGCAAUGCCCCCCCCCACACACCAUCAUUCCUUUCCUGUGUAUUUGCACUCAGCCAGGAGGACACCUACCCCUUCUCACCCAUCUCAUCAGUGACCCCAAACCACCAUCUCAGUAGAGUGUAGGAACUGUCCUGAGAAAGGUGCCUGGCCUGAUGCAAACUGACUGGAAAAAUGUACGAGGUUGAAAACGUGUGAUUGCAUUAGACACUCAAAAUAUAUGCUACGUGCACUAUUGUAGACUCUAUCAGGAAAGAGCAGAGCAUUCAACACAGUCUGUCACAACCCAGUAAGCUUUGUAGGUGCACUACAGUAGGGCAUCACCCCUAUUUUCUGGCUAUUUUUAGGACCCAAAGAACAUCAUUUGCUAAGUGUUACAGACCUCCUUCCUUUUAUUACUAAUAAUAUUAAUUUAAUUUGUAUCUUCCAGACAACAAAGAGGAUUAUGGAUUUAUUUUUCAGUUUGGUGACCUCAUUUACUAGGACAAAAGUGGUAAUGAAACUAAACAACUAGAUUAUUCAAUAGUGCACACCUAAAAUGGACAGUGGAU
Molecule: messenger RNA, 4548 nt
Organism: Clupea harengus (Atlantic herring)
Lineage: Eukaryota; Metazoa; Chordata; Actinopteri; Clupeiformes; Clupeidae
Gene: trim2a
Product: tripartite motif containing 2a
Biological process (GO): protein polyubiquitination; proteasome-mediated ubiquitin-dependent protein catabolic process
Molecular function (GO): protein binding; zinc ion binding; ubiquitin protein ligase activity
Source: RefSeq, a predicted model, not a curated record